AUGUCCUUUUCGACGAAGGACAUUUUCUACGACGAGGCCGUCGAGGUGCUCUACUCGGAAACCUUCUUCCGCCUGCGCGGCAUCAGCAUAACGAACCGCUUCUUCAGCCAGGCACCCCUACGAUGCCUCGAGCUGGUGCGCUCGAUCAAGCUGGUCUGGGACGACAGCGGCUGGCUCAACAGCAACAUGGGCCGGCCACAGAUUCGCGCCGCCUGGCCGCGUCUGUGUCGGAGUCUCACGCGUAUGCGUGGCCUGCAGAACCUGUAUAUCGGCCUCAGCAUGGACACGGGCGACGCCGACCUCGAGGCAUACUACGUGCGGGAGUUGCUGGACCUCGACGUGCCCAACUUCAAGCUCUGCAUUCCCGUCGGCCUGCUAUGCAGCCACUAUGGCCUGGCGGAGGAGCGCGCCUACCCCGACGCCCCGUUCGAGCUAUGCAGACACGUCGCCGGUGAGGUGUGCUCGUGGCGGAAAGAGGUCCUCGAGGCCGAGUGUGGGGAUUGGUACUGA
Molecule: messenger RNA, 510 nt
Organism: Phaeoacremonium minimum UCRPA7
Lineage: Eukaryota; Fungi; Ascomycota; Sordariomycetes; Togniniales; Togniniaceae
Exons: 2
Coding region: 1-510 (169 amino acids)
Source: RefSeq, a predicted model, not a curated record